UCUCCUUCCUUCCUUCCUUACUUCUCUGUGUAUUUCAGGAGCAGCUCAACAAGCUGAUGGCCACUUUGCACAGUACCUCUCCCCAUUUUGUCCGCUGCAUUGUGCCCAAUGAGUUCAAGCAAUCUGGUGUGGUGGACGCUCAUCUGAUCUUGCAUCAAUUGUCCUGCAACGGUGUCCUGGAAGGUAUCCGUAUUUGCCGCAAAGGGUUCCCCAACAGGCUGCAAUACCCCGAGUUCAAGCAAAGGUAUUAUGUGCUAAAUCCCAACGUCAUUCCUCAAGGCUUUGUGGACAACAAGAAAGCCUCUGAACUUCUUCUGGCAUCUCUUGACCUUGGAGAAAAUGAGUACAAAAUUGGACACACUAAGGUCUUCUUCCGCGCUGGAAUCUUGGCCAAGUUGGAAGACAUGCGGGAUGAGCGUUUGGCCAAGAUCAUGACCAUGCUACAGAGCCGCUGCCGUGGUUUCCUGAUGAGAAUUGAAUUUAAGAAGAUGCUGGAGAGAAGGUUGGCCCUGAUGCUGAUCCAAAGAAACAUUCGCAAGUUCUUGCAGAUGCGUUACUGGGGAUGGUGGAAACUUUACAAUAAGGUGAAACCUCUGCUGAAUGUGGCUCGCCAAGAGGAGGAGAUGAAAGAAAAGGAGGAAGAGCUGAGGAACGCCAUGUCCAAGACUCAGGAACUGAUGGACCGCGUCAAGGAGUUGGAGGAGAAGUUGGCCACCCUUAGCCAAGAGAAGAAUGAUUUGAUCAUCCAACUGCAGGCUGAACAAGAGAACCUGAUCGAUGCGGAAGAGCGCCUUACUCAAAUGAUGAAGGCCAAGAUGGAGCUGGAAAGCCAGAUUUCCGACAUGGGAGAGCGCCUGGAGGAGGAAGAAAGUGCAGCGGCCUCCUUGAGUGCCAACAAGCGCAAGUUGGAAGCAGAGCUUAACGAUCUCAAGCGAGACCUUGAGGGGCUGGAGACCACGUUGGCUAAGACUGAAAAGGAGAAACAAGCUCUUGAUCACAAAGUCCGAAAUUUGACCAGCGACCUGCAAGCCCGGGACGACUCGGUUGCCAAACUCCAGAAGGAGAAAAGGGCACUGGAUGAGCUACACCAGAAAACGCUUGAUGACCUUCAAGCUGAGGAAGACAAAGUGAACCAUCUGACGAAAAGCAACAGUAAACUCAACACUCAGAUAAACGAGUUGGAAGACAACUGGGAACAAGAGAAGAAAAUCCGUGCUGAGGUUGAAAAGGCCCGUCGCAAAGCAGAGGGUGACUUGAAGAUGACCAUCGAAAAUCUGAACGAAAUGGAGAGGACUAAGCUGGACUUGGAAGAGGUGGUGAAGAAGCGAGACUUAGAGAUCAAUUCCAUCAACUCCAGGUUGGAAGAUGAGCAGGCUCUGAACUCCACCCUUCAGAGAAAACUGAAGGAACACCAGGCUCGAAUUGAAGAGCUGGAAGAAGAGUUGGAAGCAGAACGGUCCUUGAGGGCGAAGGUAAAUCUAUUUCUCCAUAAACAAAGAAGUGGCUCACUCAAGACAAUGUCUCCAUCCAGUUUAGAAUCCUUACAGGGAUUGCAGGACGAGGCAAAACAUUUCAAAAUCAAGUUGUUUCUGAAGUUUUCCAGGCCAUGUUUGAAACAUUGGAAAUCAUUUGUUUUCAGGGCUCUUUUGAACACCUUGAGCAUUUCCCAAUUACCCUGAAAUGCUCCUAGAAGUUCAAAUCAGCCUGUUUUGCAGCUGUAAACCUCUGUUUUGUUGCCAACUCAGGGCAAAACAUUUUGAUAAAAUGGGUUUGGAUCUUUCCAUUGCCUUGCCCAGCCCACCUGUCAGGGUUGUUGUUGUGGGUGGGGGAGGAAGAAGUAUUAAGUAUGUUCACCAUGUUGAGUUAUUUACAAAAAAAAGGCAGGAUGAAAAAAAUCUAAAAUAAAUUAAACAUUGACUCUGUUGUUCUCCUUUCACUUUGCUUGGCGAUGUCUCCUCAUCUUUAUUUAUGGAGCUUUUUAGGACAAGGUAUUUGGGAAGAAAAAGAAAGAAAGAAAGAAUAAAAGAGAGAGAGGGAGAGAGAGAGAAAGAGAAAGAAAAAGAAAGAAAGAAAAAGAGAGAGAGAAGAGAGAAAGAAGAAAGAAAGAGAGA
This is a messenger RNA of Pseudonaja textilis, 2111 nucleotides long. The record is from RefSeq and is a predicted model, not a curated record. Lineage: Eukaryota; Metazoa; Chordata; Lepidosauria; Squamata; Elapidae.